Molecule: messenger RNA, 5879 nt
Organism: Notolabrus celidotus (New Zealand spotty)
Lineage: Eukaryota; Metazoa; Chordata; Actinopteri; Labriformes; Labridae
Product: rho GTPase-activating protein 6-like
Exons: 14
Coding region: 183-2861 (892 amino acids)
Biological process (GO): signal transduction
Source: RefSeq, a predicted model, not a curated record
CAUUGCGCAGAGGAGAGGAACAGCCUCGCUCCUUCUCAACUUUUGCGCAGCGUCCGCAGCCAAAUGCUGCACCUCUCUCCAAACACUCGGACCUCCCUUUGGAUGAGGACACCUUAAUCUCUUAUCACACAGUUGCAGCUUUUGGGAGAGACGCUGAUGUGACAUCCGAAAAAUCCGGAGACAUGUCAGCCGCUCAAGGACUCCUCAACAGCGUCUUCUCCUGCUCCUCUCCAAACUCCAAAGCUAUAACCAAACGGAGGCUCCGCCAGACCCGGAGUCUGGACCCUGCUAUAAUACGACACUGCAGCACCGGGGGUGAGGGAGUGAGCGGCGCGUCGUUGGCUCUGGAUGCAGGUGCGUCUUCGGAGCGCUUGGCUGUGAAACCGUCUUUACGCACCAGGAUUCCAACCCUCAAAGAGCCCAUAUCACCUUCCAUUUCCUCGCCCUCUAUACCUUUGGAUGUUUCUCCGUCCUCCAACUUCCACUUCGACUAUGAUUUCGGGAAGCGCGCUAAAAGGAAUACAGCGGGGGAUUUACCGUUUCUGGUGCGGGGAUCCGGAGCGGCGCAGACAGGGAGCACGGGCACGCUGUUCUCCCCGAGGAGGUGGCUCCAGAGGAAAGCGCAGCCGGCCAGCUCUCGGGCUUACCUCGUGUGGAAGUUAGAGGGUGACUUCACCUGGAGCAGCCUGUCGGGGCGGAGCGUGCGCCUGACUCCAGUUGCCAUCCAGAGCCUAUCAGAGCUUGAGAGGGCCAGGCUGCAGGAAGUAGCCUUCACCCGUUUACUCCAGGAUUAUGACCUUGGAUGUCAGAUCACCAUGCCAAAAGAUGGGCAGAAGAGGAAAAAGUCGCUGAGGAGGAAGUUGGACUCGCUCGCGAAGGAGAAGAGCAAAGACAAAGAAUGCAUCCCCCAGGCCUUCAGUAUACCGCUCUCCCAAGUCAUUGGGAAUGACAGGACGCACAGGCAGCGACAGGACAGCUUUCGCCAGGACCCGCCACAGCGUGAGGAGCACAAGGACUCCUCUGACCUCGUCUCGUCCAUCAUACAGUUUGCCACAAAGAGGUCCUCCAAUAAGGAGUUAUCAAGCAGCAACUCGUCUUUGAGCUCCACAUCCGAGACGGCCAAUGAGUCAACGUCGCCCAACACGCCUGAGGCUGCACCACGAGCGCGCAGGAGGGGAGGCAUGUCCGUGGACUCCAUCACGGACCUGGACGACAACCAGUCCCGCCUGCUGGAGGCCCUGCAGCUGUCUCUGCCGGCUGAGACGCCGAGUAAGAAGGAGAAGCACCGGGACAAAAGGCUGAGCCUGAAUCCCAUUUACAGGCAGGUGCCACGGGUGGUGGACAGCUGCUGCCAGCACAUUGAGAAAUAUGGUUUGCAGACUGUGGGGAUCUUUAGAGUUGGGAGCUCAAAGAAGAGAGUCCGACAGCUACGUGAGGAGUUUGAUCGAGGCAUCGACGUCCAGCUGGAUGAGGAGCACAGCAUCCAUGAUGUGGCCGCUCUGCUGAAGGAGUUCCUCAGAGACAUGCCGGACCCUCUUCUCACCAAGGAGCUCUACACGGCCUUCAUCAACACCACAUUGUUGGAUCAAGACGAGCAGCAGAUCAUCACUCAGCUACUCGUCUACCUCCUCCCAGCAUGCAACAGUGACACCCUGCAUCGGCUCCUGGAGUUUCUCUCCACCGUGACCGACCACGCCGAAGACCGGCUGGACAAAGACAGGCAAGAGAUCACAGGGAACAAGAUGACAUCGCUGAAUCUGGCCACCAUCUUCGGCCCCAACCUUCUCCACAAGCAGAAGAACUCAGACAAAGAGUUCAGCGUCCAGAGCACGGCCCGAGCGGAGGAGAGCACGGCCGUCAUCGCCGUCCUGCAGAGGAUGAUCGCCAGCUAUCAAACCCUCUUCCUGGUGCCUCCUGAUCUGCAGAAUGAGGUUUUGAUGAGUCUAUUGGAGACUGAUCCUGAUGUGGUGGACUACCUUCUGAGAAGAAAAGCAUCACAGAGUCCUGACCUGCUGCAGACGGAGGAGCCCUUCACUCUGAGCGAGCGCCGCUCCUCCAGUGACUCCAACAAGGCGUCCAGCGGAGAGGUGUCCCCUUAUGACAACAACUCUCCUGUUCUGAGCGAGCGGAGGGGAGAACCAGGAAGUCCGGGCAGUGAGCAGCUCUACCGUGUCCCAGAACACAUGGCUGACACUUGGGGAAGUAAAGACACUAUAUCAGAGGAGCAUGCAAACAUUUGGGGUACAUGGCACACUACCUUGAAACCAGCACUCAAGGACCAACCAUACACAGGAUCUCAUGGCAACAUGUCCGAGGGAAGCUCCCGCAGCUCACAGGAAGGUCUGGAUGGACUCCACGGCGAGGGCAGGCAGCAGACAACACUACAACGGACUCAAACAGCACCUGGCGUCACUGACGUCAGACCCCACCCUCCGGUCACCAGGGUAUGCACGAGCCCUCAUGUCGGACGACCGCGUCUGCAGCUCAGCAUCAACCCCUCUGCGACGUCACACAUCAACAGCAAACAUCGAGCAGGUGGACCUGGACUAACUCCGGCCUCGAGAGCUCAAGGCGGCGCAAACACUGGAGACGGUUGCCCGAAUGACAUUCGCUGUCCUCCCCCUUAUAACGCCCACCAUCGACUGGCCGGUACGCAGAGCUCGCCUCAGCUAGCGACGGCUCAGCAGCCCCCCCUGCAGCGCGGGAGGCUCAGCGGGGCGCAGAGUAACUCAGCCUCAAUGACAGAGGCCCAAAUGGUGCCACACACGCCAGAGUGGCAAGACUGGCAGAGGGACCGGUGGCAGAUCUGGCAGCUGCUUUCCUCGGACAAUGCUGAUGCACUGCCGGAAACGCUGGUGUGAUGUCAGCCUAGAAACUGCAGAGACUCUGCUAUUGGACCAUUUCUACACGGGGGCCAUUCUUCUGAUUUCAAGCCAAGGGGGGAAGCUCUGAUGCUGUUUUAUUGCGGUCCAGGAGGAAAAUGAUGUCCGUUUUAAAUGUCUCAGAUCAGCAAACUUAAGUCAUGUCAGAGUUUGAGAACGUCUGGUUGUGUCACAAAAUAUGAUGUGGAUUGGAAAUUGGGUCUUGCAUGUAUGACUUAGCAGUGCAAUACUUUAACAGCAUUUGGGCUUCCCACCAUUAGUGUAACAUACGAGAAAAAUGGCUGCCCUUCAAACAUGGUGAACUGGGAUGAUCAAACCCCUCCAAUGACAAUCACUCCUUCAAGGGAUGACUCAUUUUUAAGUGGGGAUGUAUGAGGUACCAGAAAUACUUAAGCCGCCAAAAAUAGAUCAACAUGUCAAUUGUAUUUGUGGAUACUCUCGGGUGAGGAUUACUUUGGUUUCCUCAAGUUACACCAAGUUCUGUUCAGUUAUAUCGACCCCAGAGAGCGCUGGCUGGCUCUCCUGAACCCCAACACUCCUGAGACAACUCCACAUCUGCACCGAUUGUUUUAGCUUCAGAGGAUCAUGCAAAACUUAUAGCAAAUAAUCCAACCAGACUCUGAAUAAAUUGGCCAAAGCACUUAAUGUGGAAGGAUACAGGGUUGUGAUGGGGAAGGGGAGAUAGUCCCAAGAGGAAAGGCCGUUCCCGCCAAGGUAGAGUGGUGCAAACAUCAGGAAUAUGGCGUACAAGUAGGACUUGUAUUUCUCCAUUUACGUACCAAACACAACCCCACUACAGACUACCCCUUUAACUUACACAUAAACCAUCCACCCUUCUUCUGCAUCCUAACACAAUGCUGUUGUUUGUUUACGUGCCCAGCUGCUGCCUUAUUGUACAGACUUCAACAUCCGAGAGCCACUAGUGUUUCUUGAUUAGCGUGGAUGUCCAAAAAAAGUUGCUUCUGCUCUUUAACCUUGUUCAUCCUUAAGAAAGCCGCCCACAACGAAUACCUCAGAAACGUUUCCGAAUGUUACCACGAUCAUGUAUUCUUUUCAUAGAGAGUCAAGUCUUCAUAUAUCAGUGGAGAACAUUAGGAGUUUAGUUAUUCAUUUUUAAAGAACGUCUCUUUUCCACCAUGGAGAACCGAAGACGUAGAGUAAUUGCUGCUAAAUGUGGAUUGUGUGUGUGUACUGGUAUCGUAGUUCAGCCACAUCGGUCCAACAGAGAUCAAAUGUUGAAUAUGUAUCAAUGUCAGAUUAUGUUUGACUGUAUAUAACAACCUGUUGAUAAACCUACGUAAACAAUAUCUAUGUACAUGACAUGUAAAGUAUAUAAUUUCAGAUCUACUUACACUUCAGCCCUUUAACUGGCAGUCUGAACGCUGCUCGUGUCUCUAAUAUUGAAUGUAAAGUACUUCGCUUAUGGCCUCAUUGCUUAGACCUAGCUAUAAAGCACUCAGCUGGAAGUUUGUUAUGUGUACUCUUGCAGGAACAAUGUGCCAAAGUUUCCUUUUUUUUACCACAGGAUAUUUAUGGUAACGUAGUUUUCAUUUCAUCCAGUUAUUUGGCAAGGUCAAGAUAGCAGGAGCACAAUAUUGCAAAGAUAGAUGCAAGAUAAUGAGUAUUCAAUAUGGAUUUUAAAGAUCAAUGAGUAUAAUUUAUGUAACAUAGUUGUGUAAAAAUCAGAGAUAUGGAAGGCCAAAUGUGACAAAUAAAGAGCUGGAAAAAACAAGUGUUUAAAUGCAUCUUAGGGAAGCUCAAUUUGUGAUAGGAUUUACAGUGCUGGGUAUUUACUAUUUUGAUAUCCACCUGAUCAUAAAGUUACAGGAGUGAGUAAAAAUAGAAGAACAACCAAGUCACAAGCGACCUUUACAUCCCUAAUUUUAACAAAUGGAACCGUAUAAAUAAUCCCUUUCAUGAAUUAAUUCUAUGUUACUAAAAGCAUCCAUUCAUCUCUCAAACUCUGUUAAAAUUAAGAAUAAUUCAAAGAAUAAUUUGACUUUUAUCCAAUUACCUACCAUUUCUAAUUCACAGAGAGGAUACAGUUUGCAAAUAUUAACACACUGGCUGCAGUAAGUAACAUUAUAAUGAAGUAAAUCUUAAGUAAUUCUGAUUUCAAACAUAUGCCCAAUAGCAGGGGUGUGUCCAGAGGGAUGCAAAGAUCUGAUUGGCCAUCCUAAGAUCCUUAGAUAUGAGAUAAUUCGAUAACAAUAAUUAAAUAUAACAAAUGUUUGAUACAAAUUUGAUAUAUCUGCUCUUGCUCCUAAAAAUACAACAUUAUGCAGGAGGUUAAUUGCAUUUCUUAAACUGUAACUUGCAAGAAUUGGGCUUAGAAGAAUUAAACAAAGUCAAUCUGAAAAACAAGAAUUUUGCUCAUUUAAAAAAAUACUUCUCCAAGCAGCCUGUCCAAACCUCUCAAACGUCACCUUUCAGUGGGUAUUUGCUGGCGAAUACUCCUCACUCUCCUCUCCUCAGGAUGUAAUCUGUACACAUUUCUAUAACUUCACAUCCUUCUAAGUGACUUAUGUGAAGAGUUCUGGCGCCAUCUAGUGUCAAAGUGUUAGCAUGAUGCAUGAUGCAGCUUCCUCCAGUUCACUGUUUCAGUGGGAUCAACCCGACAGUCAGCUUGUGAUUGAAGCACCUUUCUGUAAAUGUGUGUAUCUGUUUGAGGACACACACAGAUGUCCUCCAUGCUUGCUAACGGUUCACAUGUUGUGUUUUUUAUGACUUUUUAAGCUGGUUGUUGUAAGAUAUUAAACAAUAUAUAUAACAACUUUAUUCCAGUGGAGAAAUAAUCCCAGCUUCGUCCUCCCACACAGAGUGGGUUCGUCUCGCUGACUUCACCGUGAGUCUGAGACGGGCUUGGUUUGGGUGUGGUUCUCUGUUGAUGUCUUUGUGGGGUUUACUGGGUCCAAGUUGUAAAGGAAAGUCUGGUUAUUGUUUUUGUACUGUGUGUCAUCAUCAAUAUGCUACAAUGGAAUUAAAUAUGAUAACGUU